AUGGACUUGGGAUACACAAUAGCUACUAUCCUUAAGAGAAACAAUCAUGUUUUUUCUGAUGAUAGGGUUUGUGUGAAACUAGAUUGGCUUGAGCAACUUAAUAGACAUUAUGUUCAGGUACAAGGAAGAGAUUGCUUAGUUUUGAAAUACAUAGGACAACAGCUGGGUCUAGAUGGUUCCUACAUUCCUCGGACCUACAUUGAGCAAAUUCAAAUUGAAAAGCUUGUGGAUGAGGUUAUGGCCCUACCAGAUGAUAUGAAGACAAAGCUCAGCCUAGAUGAGGAUUUGGUGUCAAUCCCCAAGGAAGCACUUUCUACAACCUCUGCUGAUAGAGUUGCCAUGAGAAAUAAACAUCUGAGGAGCCAACCCUACCUGUUGGGACAAGUGGAAUGUCACAGUCAUAUACCUAUCAAAGAGACAGAAAACCUUGCCAAGGUUACUGGAUAUGAUGCCAACAAUAGAAGGUUUGGUGAAAGAAAUUCAGAGUCCAGUGCAAUGUCAGUUAAUCAGCUUUCAGACCAAAUUUCUGCCCUCAAUGAUAGAAUGGAUAAGUUUACAAAUCGUAUCGAAGAGCUGAACUCCAAGUUAAACACCAGUAGAAAUUCUCCAAGCCAACAAAAUUUGUCACUUCAAGCUGAGACAUGCAAUGGAUCUGCUCCCACCUCUUACUUCAUAACUAGUUUGGGCAAUGGUUCUCUAACUGGCUCUAAAAUGGCAAAUUCCUCUUCGUCGUCACAGUUAACUAAGGAUUUUCCUUUCAUGGAUGAGGCAAAUAUAAUAUGGGUUCACUAA
This is a messenger RNA of Sphenostylis stenocarpa, 792 nucleotides long. The record is from the annotation of a GenBank genome assembly. Lineage: Eukaryota; Viridiplantae; Streptophyta; Magnoliopsida; Fabales; Fabaceae.